Molecule: messenger RNA, 2607 nt
Organism: Cladophialophora yegresii CBS 114405
Lineage: Eukaryota; Fungi; Ascomycota; Eurotiomycetes; Chaetothyriales; Herpotrichiellaceae
Exons: 2
Coding region: 1-2607 (868 amino acids)
Source: RefSeq, a predicted model, not a curated record
AUGUCGUACGAGCCAAUGGGCCCAGGAUGGAAGGAGAUACCCCGCGAACUCGAUGAACUUCCAAACACCACUGUGUAUCGAUCUCCUCGCCGAGUACGAGAGACCCUUGAGGAACGGAAUGAACCUGUCAUCGAGGUGUCCGAUGACGAUGAAGCCGUAGUCGGCCAACCUGUACAGCUUCCCCUUGCCCAGCAAAUUCCUGCAGAAGCCGGCAGAGAGGUCGUUACAAUCGACUCAUCCAGUGAUGCUGAUGGCUCGGACAUGGAUGUUGUCAUACUGCCACCUGGCCCAAGUCACAAGCGACCGCGCCCGGAUGGCAGCUCUCAGGACGGUUCUCCUCAGCCACCACCGACCCGAGCUAGCAUGAAACGCCGUGCACCUUCAGUUGAUACACCCACCGUAAUGGACCCAGCGCCGCUGCAGGUGCGUCCCAUCUUACAACACAGACGUGAUGUGCUGGCUUCGGAUCUACAAAACCAACAGUAUGCCUGGCCUCCAACCUUUAAGCUACCUGGCGCAACUCCCAUUGCCUCCGGCCCAAGUUAUACGACACACCACAAGUCACAGCCUUCCAAGCAGAAGGAAGAACCCAUAGAACCACCAUACUAUGUCGACAGCCGGCUCGAGGUAAAGAUGUAUCGAGGGCCUGGCUACGAACGCUUCCCGGUUGCGCUUGGUACCGUCCAAGGCCAUCAGGAGCUGUGUGAUAAGUGGGAUGCCGAUCUUAUUACAAGGAGAGAACAGAGACUGGCAAAGCUACAACGAGAACAGAAGAUGGGCUACACGACCUACGACGUCAAUUCAAGCUCUGACGACGAUGUUGCAGUCGAGCACAGCGCCGCAUUCGAGAAGCGCUGUCUUGAUAGUCUACUUGAGGUCUUUCCCGAUAUCGAACGUGCCUUCAUCCAGAAGAAGAUUCGAGAAGAACGUCCAAAGUCACGACACGUUGAGGAUGAUGCUGACGACGAUCUAAUUGUUCUUGGACCGCCACCUCUUGCUGAGAAGAUCAUCUCCGAGAUCGUUGAAAUGCAGUCGUAUCCGAAAGAGCGCGCUGCCACGGCUAGCAAGACGAGCUCAGCAAUCGAUGGUACAGGCAUCACAAUCACAUGGAACCGAGAGCUUCCGAAAGACGACAUGUACCUGAAAGACGCUACUAUCCUGGUCGCUAAGCACUUCCCGCAUGUUCCUACUCAUUUUGUUGAUGAGAUGGUGAAAGAGAAGAAGUCAAUCUUCGAUACUUACGUCGCUAUCCACGAAUUGGAAGACCAGUACUACACGGUGCAUUUGAAACCUUACCCACGUCGAAAGCAACCAAGACCUGACAUUGAGAAGAAGUAUCUGUUGAGAGCCAAGGACCACCGCAUCCCACGAGAGUAUGCAAACCGUGUGAACGAACUGCAAGCCGCGAAACAGUACGUCAUGCGUGAAGAAAUCAAAGAGGCGGCGAGAAAGGCGAAAGAAGAAGCCGAAGCGUUGAACUUGGCCGAACAUAUUCAGUCUGGCGCCAUUAUAGAGUGUCAAUGCUGCUACGACGCCCAGGUACCUCUCAACCGCGUCGUGCCUUGCACUGCAGAGGUUCCGCACAACUUCUGUUUCAUGUGUGUGGAGGGGCUAGCAGACACACAAGUCGGUAUGUUGCAACAUGAGAUGCUUUGCAUGGACGAUAGUGGUUGUGAGGCACAGCUUUCCCAUGAAGACAUCGGCAGAGCAAUCCCCAUCACCACCUUCGAUCGCUUGGAACUUAACCAACAGCAAGCUGAGAUCAUGGCCGCCAACAUUGAAGGCCUGGAACAAUGCCCGUGCUGCGAUUACAAAGCCAUUUGCGGAGAUAUCAAAGAAGAGCCUGUAUACUUCUGUCAGAACCCAGAGUGUUCUCGCGCCACCUGCAGACGAUGCAAGAAGGACGACCAUGCACCAAAGACUUGUGAAGAAGCCAGUGUAGACAAGGUCUUGUCGGCGCGACAUCUCGUCGAAGAAGCCCGAUCAGCAGCUGUUAUACGGACAUGUCGAAAAUGUGGCGCGCCAAUCCUCAAGGACUUUGGUUGCAACAAGAUGGGUUGCACGCGAUGCGGCAGUGCAUUUUGUUACGUUUGCAACGACGACAUCACCGACUUUCCUGGUGGUUCUUACAAUCACUUUGACCCAAGUAAAUGCAUCCUCUACGACGAACCGGGUUACGACAGACAUGAAAAGGAGGCCAUCGAAGCCGAGAAGGAAGCUAUCUCUAAAGCCAAAGCCAUAGAUGCCGAUCUUGAUGAGAAUCAGCUGCGAAUCGACCCUGAGAUCAAAGAAACUCGCACUGUCGCCAUGCAAAACCUCCUCGACCACCCUGCCGGCGGUGUCUUCAUGCGCGACAUCAACAAUCGCGUGCUGCAAAUCAACGACCGUCAAAUGCACAUGCACAACCUGCAGGCACGUGUUGAGCAGCUUGAGGCACGCCGGCCAGAUCGUGAGGUCGGCCAGAUCCUGGCCGAGGCACGUGCAAUGGCCGGGGGGUUCGGGAUGGACAACAUCCCACCCCCCGAGGUCAGAUUGCAGCAGCUCCGGCAGCUGCAAGACCUGCAGCGACGUGCGCGGGAGCACCAGGGAGGUCGUGGCGCGCAAUAG